This is a messenger RNA of Paramecium sonneborni, 774 nucleotides long. Lineage: Eukaryota; Ciliophora; Oligohymenophorea; Peniculida; Parameciidae. The record is from the annotation of a GenBank genome assembly.
AUGGAUUAAUAAUAGCAAGAUUAAGUCCAAUAUACUACUUAUGAAAAUUUGUAAGAUUAAGAAAUAUAAAAAAUUGAUCCAAAUGAUUGGAAAUAACAGUUUUUAUUUAUAGACAGCUUAAGAGCUUAAAACAAAUUUCACAGUGAUUAAUUUAAAAUUUAAGAAUGGUGGGAUUAACUUUAACCCUUAACAGAUAGCAUUAGAAGUAAUGUGUCUAAAAAUGCAUUGAUGUUGAUUAAGGAAACAAGUAUGACUAAUUAAAUAUCAAGUUUAACAUCAUAAUGUUUAUGAUGAAAAAAUUUUGCAUAAAUUAUUUGAAAAAUGUGAAAGUGAUUUUAAGUUUUUAAAAAAUGAAGCUUUAUAAACAGUUGAAAUUUUAUCACAAAAACCAUACUCAAAUGAUCUCAUUUAGAUCUUAUGUAAUAUCACAUUAUAAUCUAAUUAUGUAUAAAAUAAAUUAUAAUAUAGAAAUUACAAACUCAUUCUUAUCCUACUUUAGUGAAAAUUGUAUUGGCUUCAGAUUUUAAUUGUGAUUGGGAUAAUAUAAUUUAAACUACUGUAGCAGUUUAUAAUGGAAAAAGUGUUGAAUGUAAGAAAGCAAGCGAUUAAUUAUAUUUGGCACUAUAAAAAUAGAAGCCAGACGUAUUAGAAAAAGAGGAAUAAUUAAAAUUAAUAGGAGAGAGAACCAAAUAAAAAGGUCCUUCAAAAGGAUUUAAGGAGUUUUUAUAAUAAUAAAAGAAAUGAUUUAAAAUUUAUUUAUUUUAAAAAAUGAAA